Conger conger (European conger) is the source of this 1583-nucleotide messenger RNA. RefSeq lists its product as uncharacterized. The transcript has 4 exons. Bases 66 to 1583 code for a protein of 505 amino acids. The record is from RefSeq and is a predicted model, not a curated record. NCBI's taxonomy places the organism in Eukaryota, Metazoa, Chordata, Actinopteri, Anguilliformes, Congridae.
UGAAUGUGAACGGGUUGUUGAAGUUUGAGAAGCAAGAACAGAUUUAACUAACUGGGGGAGUCAGAAUGUCGCAGAACAAAAGUCCAGAGGAGUCCAUAUGUAAUGCCUCUCUGAUUCGAAAUGUGUGGGAAAUCAGAACGAAAUCUCAUACGAUAAAACUGAAGACAGAAGAGGAAAGGGUGUCAAAGAGUGCACUGAAACAGAUAAACGAGGAAUGGCAGAUGCGUAUGACAACCGAGAGGAAGGCACCACCAAGGCUGCAGCAGAAAUCCAGGCACAGUGACAACACAGCUCUUCAGAAUUACUUGAACAAACCAUUUCUCUCUUACACAAGUAGAAAUUCAGAGUUUUCAAACUCAAAGUUGCAAAACCAAAGGGGGCUAUUUUCCAAAAGGGUAAAGAAUAUUAGUGAUAUCUAUCAUGAUCAACCAUCUCUGUUAAAGUGGGGGAAGUCUUGGAAGUUCUCACGGCCCACAUUGCACAUGGAAGAGGAGGCACAAGCAAAAAGUGUAUCAGAUUGGGGUAAGUCAUGGAAAUUCUCAAAUCUGCAACCCGACCUGGAAGGUCAAACUUGGUCAGAGCAGGACUUAUAUAAUGAUGACUUAGAUUUCCAACAGCAUAAUGACACAACAUUUUUGUCAAAGGAGGUCAAGUCAAAUGCUUUUUCGAGGUCCCAAUCUUUUGAGGAGAGUUUGUGUUUGUCGGAAUGGGAACCGUCUUGGAAGUUCUCAAAGCAUCCUAGCCAUGAAGAAGAAUCAUUAUCAGAAGAAGAGCAAUUCAAUACUUCCAUGGAUAUUGAAACCGAUGAAGACAUGUGUCAGUCAAAAGGAAAUAUACUCUUGGAUUCUUACCUUCAUGAGAAUGAAAUGUCAGAAUGGAGAGAUUCCUGGAAAGUGUCAAAGCCUGAAGAGACUGAUUACCAGUCUGUAGAAUUGGAACCUGAGGAAGCUGUGGAUCAUGAAUUCAAUGAAGAUGAAACACCUGUUUCAAAGUGGUGUAAGUCUUGGAUGAUACUGUAUCACGAGCUGCCUAAAAAUAAAUCUCAGUCCUCUGACUGGAGUGAGUCUUGGAAGCUCUUGCAUGUUCCAUCACAACAAGAAAACGAUAAUCACACAGAUGAAGACUUGUCUGAGGAGUCAUCAGAUAUUGACACUUUUGAGAGCAUGUUUCUGCCAACAAGGGACAAGAUGAACAUGUUACUGACUUCCCAAGAUUGCUCUGUUUCUGAAUGGAGUAGGUCCUGGGAGAUCACAAAACCCCAGGCUCAGGCUCUGUCCCAGAAUGAUCAGAAACACAAGACAGGACAACAUGAGUCAGAGGAAAUUUUAGAUUUUCGGCCUGAAAAAGAGAAUUGUGUGAUAAUCAAGAGCAAGUCUCGACAGUUCCUGAGUCCCCAGUUCUUCAGUGAUGAGUUGUCUACAAUUGAUUGGGGAGAAUUCAUGAUGAUGCACGACAAAGCUCAAGAAGUGACAUUAUAUAGCAAUGACCAGCUUUUCAAUACAUGGCAAGCCAGAGUCAAUCACUACGAAGAGAAGGAGACGAGUGAAAAAGAGCGUCGCAGGAAAAGCGCUCUGCCACAGUAA